GAACAGUUAGCUGGAUCUGUCAUUUUAGUAUUCAGUGACACAUCUGCACAAUUUUCUUUAAGCUACAUAUUCAGUUAAACUGUUAACAAUAAUAAUUCACAAUCAAAAUAGAAAUAAACCAUGCUAAUGUACAUGUUUUACACAGUGAAGUAAACCGUAAGUGGAGCAGUCAGACAAAGAUGUUCACAUCAUGCAGCUUUGUAAUGUUUAACUGAUGAAGUGUACAGUUGUAAACAUUAUCUUCUCAUUUUCAUUUUUAUCUAACCAAAUGUGGAUUUGGUUAGAUAAGACCUGAAGGUUAGACCUGAAGCUCCUCUGCCUGGUGAAUUCAUUGAUCUUCACUUCAGCUGCUCUGCAGAGAAACCAUGCUGAAACCCUGUGGAUUUAGUGUUAUUAUCGUUCAGCUUUCUUUGGCAGCAGGAAUGAAUGUUGAUUGGAGUGUUCAGAGGACUCCAUUCGGCUCUAAUCUAGGAAACAGGGCAUAUCUUUGGAGAAUUCCACCAAGGUCUGACCUACUACACACUGAUCCUGGAGACCCUGGAAAGUGGCCAACUUAUAGUGACAGAAAUACCAAGUCAAAACUAAUGAGUAUAAUCAACACAAGAGUAGAUUUGUGGUUUAGAGAAUCUCUGAUUUUGUCUCAAUUGUGUCAAAUUAUCACUGACUGCUGGAAUCCUGUUUUUCAUGUACUGUGUUCCAGUAAUCAGACAGUACCUGCUUGUGUUGGAAGUACUUGUCUCAUUAAGGAGGCUUUCCCAGUUUAUUCGACUCAGGCAGACAGUUUAACUUUCGGUCAUGACACAUUUGAGACAGAAAUGAUGUCUAACCCACAACAUACGACCUUUGGGGAAGGAGGUUACACUAAAAACAGCCACCAGACUAUAGUUAUUAUGGAAGAGGACCCUGUAGUGAUUGAGGCAGCCACUUACCUCUUCAAGAGGCAUCUCACUGUAUCAACUUUGCUGAGGUACCACAAGGGGGCGCUACAUAUGAUGAGUGGAAGCCAUUCCUUUUCUACUAAAAAUCAUGAUGUCGUACUGGUUGGCCACAGCAGCAAUGGUGCCAAUGGAACAGUCCAGCUAGCUGCUUACGGCCCAGAAGAACUUGCCAGAUUUGUGUCAACCUUAACAACUGACAGCAUUUUUGGUCAUCUUGGCACAAUCCGCCUCAUCAGCUGCAACCUUGGAAAUAACCUGCACUUCAUGUUUCAGCUGCUACAAGUUCUUCGGUCUCUCAGUGUGGAAACUCAACUACACCUGUACAACUCUUUCCUGUCUGUUAGUUCUGAUGGAGACAUAAUGACGAGGACUGAUGGAGUCUGGAGGUCCCAUGACCACAGCAAAAGCGUUAUUGCUGAACUAGACCAAAGAGGUGAACUGCUUAUAAAAGUGGAACUUGGCUGUGCAGGGCCAGUGUUUUCUAAUUAUGAAGGAAAUGUUUUGUAUCUUCAGACACUGGAUUGGCCAAGUCACCCUCAAAUGUUCGUUCCAAUGGAACUGCGCAAAAAGUACCCUUCUAUAGAUUGCCUGGAGGGGCUUACUUGGAGCUUGUUCUUUGAGGAGAAUGAAAGAAGGCGUGCUCCUGAUUAUGUCCUAGAUGAAAGACUCCAGAAAGCAAUUUGGCUUACAGAGCCAGGACCAGAAGAAAACAACAUUGUCUUGAAGCAUAUCAUUAACAUUAAUGAUCUACUUGUGGAGAUACGAUACAAUGCCAAAGAGGAAGUUGCAUCCGACCUUUACUACGUUCUCAAUGAAUGCAUUUACAAAGUACACAGGAAAAAUUUAAAUGUAAGUCUGGCAGGCAAGUUCAUGAACACUGGCAACCAAGCUGAAAUUGAAUAUUUCCGUCAGAAUUUCAGUGAGAAGCUGGGUGAGUUUUCCCUGCUGCAGCUGAGACAGGGUCUCAAAGCAUCCAAAUUCAAUGACUUCUGUCGCCAGACUUUCCAGUUCCAGCAGUGUAACUACAACUGUGAGAGAUGGGGUCGUUACUUCAUGGCUGCAGUGUUUUCAUCAUCUGUGUGUAACUUCAGAACCUUCUCGCUUUUCCUUAUGAGUGUCAUAGGUUGUGAAGUAGGCCGCUCACGAGGGACUGACAGUCCCCUGUGCACAGCGUUUGUUGGAGUUGACCACCCCAUGGUGACUGACCAACCCUGGCCUGAGCAUCUGCGACGAGGAUUCUACGGCUGUACUGUUGACAACUAUGAAAUGGCACCACAGAACAGACAAAUUUGGUUAGAUCAGGUUGUUGCAAAGGAAAAUACCCUGUACAUCAAAUCGAAACAGCUGAUGAAUGCUGUCGGCCAUGAUGAGCAAACAGAGCUGGAAAUCUUUGGGAGGGUUAAAGUCAUGAAUAAGUAUGUGUUCUCAUCUUAUCUUGAAUACUUUCGAGGUACACCAGAAGGAAAGAAACUCAAGAGAGGAUGUACUCCCUUCCCAUGAGAAUUUAAAUCCAUAAUGCUGUAGUAAAGUUGGAUCACAGUAGUUCAUCUCAUUGUGUUUUUGUUGCAUAGUUAUUAGUAUUCUUCUAUGCCGAAAGGUUUGACACAGAUGUUGUAUUCUGCCUGACACUGAUAUGAUACUGCAAUAUAGUGCUGCAUAGUCUACUUCUAUUGCUUCAGCUUUCUGGUACUGCUUCAUAUUUGACUGUCUAAAGAGAUAAGCGAGUGGGAAUGAUCCUGAUAAUGUACUUAAAGCAAUAAAACAUAACUGUUACAGCAGAUACCUCACUUUUUCAUAAAUACUACUUAAGCUGUGAGGAAUUUCUUUCUUAUAAAUCAGUAAAUGAUUAAACAAUAUCAAAUUGCAUGUUUGUAUGUUUAUUACAUCAUUUUUCUUAAGGUGUCACACAGGUCAGAAUACAGAGAAUUACAAAAUAUAAAUACAUAGAAAAUGCACAGUGGAUGCAGGAUCGCACAGUGUAAAUCAUUACUUGUAGAAAGGUACACAAUUUGAGGUGUUUCACCACAUGAUUGCGAAGUCAAACAUACUGAAAUUUAGAAUCUAUCCAAGGUACACUUUUGCGUUUUGUUACUGACACACACAAGGUCAAAUUCAGAUGUCGCUGUUAGACCAUUCAACAAGCACUUCUUUUGAAGAUUAAAGUUGAUAUGGAUGACAAGGCGUACGACCAGGUAUACUUUCAGAGCGUUAUGUUGAUGUGGACAGUUUGAUUGCCUAUAAUAA
Molecule: messenger RNA, 3182 nt
Organism: Anarrhichthys ocellatus (wolf-eel)
Lineage: Eukaryota; Metazoa; Chordata; Actinopteri; Perciformes; Anarhichadidae
Exons: 3
Coding region: 366-2438 (690 amino acids)
Source: RefSeq, a predicted model, not a curated record